Molecule: messenger RNA, 5554 nt
Organism: Malaya genurostris
Lineage: Eukaryota; Metazoa; Arthropoda; Insecta; Diptera; Culicidae
Product: serine-rich adhesin for platelets-like
Exons: 5
Coding region: 906-4391 (1161 amino acids)
Molecular function (GO): zinc ion binding; protein binding
Source: RefSeq, a predicted model, not a curated record
CAUUUCCAUGCCGUCCAAGAAGUUUCUCGCUGCAAUCCGCGCGAGUCAUCGUCAUUGUCGUUUGGAUUUAUGGUGUUUAUGAGUGAAAAGAAAAUUUGUGCUUUUUGUGCCAAUUAGUGCUACCAUCGGGGUCAAAAGGACGGGGAGUUUCCGGAUGGAUCCGCUGCCGAAGAGUUUUCUCCGUACGAUGUGACGGAGGUGUGUUGUGCAAAGAUUUUGCAGGAUUUCGUCAUUCCGGAUUUACCGUCCGCAGCAAAAGAAAGAUGGUCGACAAGAAUUGAAACGCAUAUUCACCUAUUUCGUGUCAUCGCGAACCGUGUUUUUUGAUCAUUGCGGAUCCUCGUGCCGUUUGUUAGGAAAAAGAUUUUCCAGUAUUUUACGGUGAUUGCCAGCGAAAAUAAGCAUGACUCAUACGAAAAGUUGAUUGGUAAUGGCUUAGAAUGUGUGAUUAUCGGGAAGGAUCUCGCACCAAUACGGUUUAGUUUAUUAUAAACCUUUCACUUGGAGCGAAAUUAAAUCAAACUGAUUAAAAGUCAUUUUGUGCAAUGUGAAAAAUAUGUCCUUCAAAAUUUUCGAACAGCUAAACUCGUGGCCAAUUAAAAUUUUCACUCGUGUCACUUUUCUCUUUCGCUAAAAAAAAUACUUUGCCUCUUUGCUACUAAAUGUGCGAGAGAGUGGUGAGAAAAAGGAGAGAAGAAAUAUCAAAAUAAAGUAAAAUCAAAACACCUUCCAACGGAAUAACCGUCUUUGAACGGUGAAUACAGAGGGGGGCAAAAGAAACGACAUCAAAUUUCGUCAUAACGGCCGAACGGCGACAGAAAUAAUCUGUCCUGCGGAAGUAAGGUCAUCUGACCUGUGAACCGGUUUUUGAGAAGUGUUAGUGAACUGUGGUGAAGUUGGUCAAAAUGUGGAGCCCCUCGUACGAAAUCAUCGUGGAAACGCUAACCGGAUCGGAAUUCGAGGUCACCGUUAGCGACCGGGACACUGUCGGUUACAUCAAGUCGAAGAUCCAGAAAUAUGAAGGCAUCCCGGUCAAUCAGCAACACCUGCUAUACAACCACAAGGAGUUGAACGACGCCAUGGAGCUGAAGGACAUUCCCCUAGUGAACGGUUCCCGGUUGAAGCUGGUGCUAGGCAUGAAGGGUGGUCCGAUAUCCUCCAAACGGGUCGUCACUAUUUCCGACUACGAAAAUUGGUUCGACAUGAGCGACGUUCUGGCAAGGCAAGAUGCCGCUAGCUUAAAAGCACCUGGUCUGAAGUUACUGGUCAACAAGAAAAACAUUCACCGUUUGAUGAAGGUUCGUGCCGAAAAAGCUUCCGACAAUGUCAAAGGAACGGUGUCGCGAACCGUCGGCAACCAAAGCGAAGGAGACGUCGAUAGUGAAGAGGUUAAGCGGGAAACUCAGAAGGAGCGCGAUGACAAAGUUACUGCUGAGAAACUAACUCAAAUCAAGACAAAACUGAACAUGAAGAAAAAACGACUGAGCGGCACGAGUUAUCCGACUCCACCGGAAUCCAUAAUAAAGGAAGAGCGAGCUCCCAUUCUACGUCCCACCUAUUCGGCUGGUCCGGUAGGUUCGGCGGUUCCCCAUCUUUCCCGGCCUGUAUCUCAAACGACCAAUUUGGCAUCAUCCCGAAGAGAAACACUGCUACCACAUAUCACCUCCUACCAUCAUAACAUGCACAAUGCCGUCUCACAUCAGACAGAACUGGACCGUCACUCACAAAUCCGUGAAAAUCUACAGCGAAAUCGUUCCUUCAAAACCAUCAGUGCUAAAAAUCUAAACGUAUCCGCCCACGAUAUGACUGUCCACGAUUCGAGCAGGCUCGAAAGAUCGCUUUCGUUUCACAGUAACGGAAUUCUCAACCGGAUGGAUUCAGAUCCCACGGGCUGCAGUCGCAGUGCGUACAGCCAAUCACAGCAUCAGCUAUCGUCGGCUUCGUUGCAUGACAUCAUUGAGCUUCUGAAGUAUAAUCCAUCCAAGCUUCGAACAAUUUCGCACGAUGCUCUGAACAAGAUGAUAUCGAAGAAAACUCAACACCACGCAUCGGCCAAACUCUUGGACAACAGCUCGCUCAAAAACAUUGACGAGUUUCUUCGGGAUUAUGACAUAACAAUGGCCAAUCAUCGGAUGAAAACGGCAUCGGCUGCGACCACAAUGGCCGGAGAAUGUUCGAACCUGUUGACUGAGGGUGUGUUCAACAAAGAGACAGGCUUUGGUCCGGCAGAACUAGCAUUCGAUAAGAGCACCACCAGCACGGCAGGGCGUGAUAAAACGUUCCGAACACUGUAUAAAUCUACGUCCGAUGAUAAUACUUCUUACGAGCUACCGAAACUGUUGAUUCGUGAGGAUUCCCCGGUAGAAUCAUUUCAUAGUUCCUACCCGCAGCUGGAGACUGUCGCUUUGCGCGGUGAGUCACCGAAGAACUUCAACUCGAUUGCUAAGUUGCAGAACGCCGACAACGCGGAGAUUCCGGAAGCACCGGCCGCACUAGCCCCGGGUGGCCUAACGAAAACGAACAGCGAACAGACAAAGUUGGCAUCAAGUUCCUUAUUGCAGCUGUACGAACAUCCACCGUCAGCGACUGCAACGACGGCUGGUACGGCAGCAGCUUCCAUUGGCAGCAUAGGAAGCGGAGCCUCGAAUGGUGGUACCUGGGCUCCUCACUACGGUGGUGUCGGACAUCAUCACCAUCACCACUCCGAUCUUGGUAUCAACGAGCUGGAGCUGAAGUUCAUCAACAACGGACUGAUGGAGAAGGGCAACAGUAGUGGUUCCGUGUUCAAACUGCCGGCGGUUUCGAACUUGGAAAUCAAUCACUGGAAUGCCAUGUCCAACGAUUCGGUAAAUAACUAUGCUCGAUCUGGGGAUGACAAAGAAAAAGAAGAAGAAGAGCAGGUCUCCAAUUCUCGCACAUCCAAUGGGUUUAUCCAUAGCAAUUUGUCGAUUUCCUCGGACGAGGACGACUUGUUUAGCAUAUCGGAUCUGAUCUACAAAAAUCAGGCCAAUAAGUCGAAGUCCAUUGAUUUGAAUGAAUUUCGCAAAACAUUCGGUAGUAGUCCCACACUGCUGAACAAUUUUGGAGGGACCAAUUGCAAUUUAGUGCCGCAAUUGUCACGGUUGGAUGCCAUACCUUCGCAGUACCGAAGGGGUUAUACCAAUCUCAACGAUGCGGGUCUGUCUAGCUCGACUUCCGAGCUUGAGUGUGUAAACGCUACCACCAAAAAGAAGACUGGAAGUGGUGAAAAUGGAGAGUUGUCACCACUGCUAAAACAUAGAAACAAUGACCACGUUGCGUACGUUAGAAGUUACGAAAACUUAAACCGCUACAAAGGGUUUUCAAUGAAGAAUGGAGAUUCAGGUGAUAUUUUACGGUGUCAACAGGGUGCAGGGCAACUCUUGCCUGGUAUUAGUAAUUUAGAUAGUAUCGCUGAUUCUGAUUUGAACAGUAGCAGUGAGAACGGUUCGAAUCUGAUUGACGACAGUUUCACUGGUUUCGAGUAUAGGUUUUCAAGACUAAGUUGCUCCGGCGGUAAUAUUCAACAUAGUGCGGGUUGUAAUAGUAGUAAUGUUACCAGUAACAACACUCAAACUAGCAGUAAUAGUAGUAGUAGUAGUAGUAGUAGCAGUAGUAGUAGUAGCGGUAGUAGUCAGCACAAUAGCAGUUGUCAUAGUGGUAGCGGGGUUAGUAAUCAAAGGAUACCAUCCUUAAACGAUCUGUUACUGCACGGCCAUCCUGCAUUCAAUAAUACCUCUUCGCCAUACAACAACAGUUCACACCCUAGUGCUAACUACUACUUUCCAUCGGACGAAAGUUUGUUCAAUAUAGACUCCUUUUUUGAUGAUUUUGUCGAAAUCGAUACCAGUGAUAUUUUCGAUAGUGCAGAAUACAUCAACAUCGGAGGUAGUCGCAAUUCAAACUCUUCCACUUCGAAAAUCCUACCGAAAUCAAACAACUCUAGCCUGUUGUUGCCGGAAAUAAUUCAACAGGAUGAACUGCUCUUGAAAACUCAGUCCAGUUUCCCGGAAGCCGAUGAUUUGCUCAUGGAUGGGGUACCAAUCCGUCAAAUCGACGGUGGGGGGGAUUCUUCCCUCGGUGGCGGUGUGGAGACGGAGCUACCACCGCUCAUUCGGCUUUCCGUUCCUGAGCAACCAACCACCAUCCAUCAUUCGGUCGAACCACUCAAAUCGAAGAAACUGCGCUGUGCCCAGUGCAAUAAAAAGCUGGGUGUCAUUAUGAUUAUGAAGUGUCAUUGUGAGAAAAUUUUCUGUGCCCAGCACCGUUACGCCGAGGCACACAACUGUUCCUAUGAUUUCAAACUGGAGGGUAAGAAAAUACUAGAGCGCGAAAAUCCAAUGGUGGUAGCCCAUAAAUUACCCAAAAUUUGAAUUAUCGUCGAAAAAAAAUUAGAAGGACAGUUUCUUUCGGGAACGGAGAAAUGAAAGUUUAGUUUGGAAUUUUUACAGCCUGAUUUAGACAGUAUACAUUGAUGGAAGUCAAAUGUAGUGUAAAUAUAAUCAUUUUUUUCCUGUAGUUGAUUUUGUUUCUUAUUAUCAUAGUAUCUAUACAUAUAAUGGCGUUGCUAGUAAAGUGAUUGUGUGGCGUAUUUAAGUUCCACAGUCUAGUAACACCUUGAGCAGUUCCACGUAAUGGUCGAAUCAGUUAUAGUUUUAAUUCUGUCAUUAUUGAAAAAUUUAGACUUUACGCACCACACAUUUCACUACAGCAACUAGGUACUCAUAGGAAUGGUUUCGCCUUAUAUCGCUAGAGUGCUAUCAGCUGAGAAUAGAAAUAGAAGGACAUCAUUCUAUAAUAUAUUGAUGCUCGUUUGUAAGAAUUGAAUCGGAACAGUUACUAAAUGAUAAAGACAGUUGAAAUAAAACCGAGGAAAAAAAGUUUAGCUAGAUAUUCUAUAAAUUUCAUGAAUCCCAUAUUUAAUGUUGACAACAACGUAAAAAUUGAAUUGAGGACAUCAUUCACCAGAAGAUCAGUGCGCUUCAGUGCGAGGAUGAAAAAAAAACAACACAAACCAAAGCUUGAUUUACAAAAUCAAAUAGACACACAAACACUGAACUACAUCGGAAUGUGAACUAGUAGACAGCCUGUCCAGAAACAGUACUAAUUACCACACAGCCCUCAACAUCGGUACGUAAUACAAAUUCUAAGGGGCAAGCUGGUACAGAGAAGGAAAUAUUUUUAUACUUGCGCAGAUUGUUUUCCCUUUAUUUAUAUUUCUAAUGGUGGAUUUUCAAGUAGUUUCCUAUUACCAAUAUAACCCACAUAGUGAGUAUACUAGCAGUAACGUAAACAAUGAUUAUAAUGCAUGUAAUAGUACCGAUUGUAACCUGGAGUAACGAUAAUCCUAUUACACAAUUACCAUUUAAUCAAAUACCACUGGUAAACACGCUACUAGUGUCGCAUAUAUAUGGCGUAAGUUCAGAGCUAAUAGACGUUUAUUCUUUGCAAACAUAAUAAUUUAUUACUUAUUAAAAAUCGUAAAAAAUAAAAAUCCAAUAAAAAAAAUUCGGGGAAACUCACAAGUAACCAGAUU